GUUUCGGAGCGGAAAUUAUUAGGUCCGCGCACCGGCCAUUUUGUGUUUGACCGUCUUCUAGCGCACACUGUUCAACAAUGGCGGACGCUGCUCCUGCCGGUGGACGUGGCGGAUUUCGCGGAGGUUUUGGUUCUCGAGGCGGUGAUAGAGGCCGCGGGGGCCCACGUGGUCGUGGACGCGGUCGCGGACGCGGCCGUGGUCGCGGCAAGGAAGACCAGAAGGAAUGGGUGCCAGUAACAAAGUUGGGCCGUUUGGUUCGCGAUGGCAAAAUUGACAAGCUCGAGAACAUUUACUUGUUCUCCCUUCCCAUCAAAGAGUUCGAGAUCAUCGAUUUCUUCCUUGGCCCAUCCCUCAACGAUGAGGUCUUGAAGAUUAUGCCAGUACAGAAGCAGACGCGUGCCGGUCAGCGUACGCGCUUCAAGGCGUUCGUGGCCAUCGGAGACAACAACGGACACAUCGGGCUGGGCGUCAAGUGCAGCAAGGAAGUCGCCACUGCUAUUCGCGGAGCUAUCAUCCUUGCCAAGCUGUCGGUCCUGCCAGUCCGCAGAGGCUACUGGGGUAACAAGAUCGGAAAGCCCCAUACCGUCCCUUGCAAGGUUACCGGCAAGUGCGGUUCAGUCACCGUGAGGCUGAUCCCAGCACCCCGUGGUACGGGCAUUGUGUCUGCUCCCGUCCCCAAGAAGCUUCUCCAGAUGGCUGGUGUCCAGGACUGCUACACCUCGGCGCGUGGCUCCACCGGCACCCUUGGCAACUUCGCCAAGGCCACCUACGCCGCUAUUGCCAAGACCUACGCCUACCUCACCCCUGACUUGUGGCGCGACAUUCCUUUGACCAAGUCCCCCUACUCUGAAUUCAAGGUCUAGAUGGUGGUCGUUGAAUUUCAUGUUAUGAAAUAAUAUAACACAAUAACUUA
Messenger RNA from Ostrinia nubilalis (European corn borer), 913 nucleotides. RefSeq names its product small ribosomal subunit protein uS5 (gene RpS2). The record is from RefSeq and is a predicted model, not a curated record. Gene Ontology annotation, cellular component: ribosome; cytosolic small ribosomal subunit. Gene Ontology annotation, molecular function: RNA binding; structural constituent of ribosome. Gene Ontology annotation, biological process: translation. Bases 78 to 863 code for a protein of 261 amino acids. The transcript has 3 exons. NCBI's taxonomy places the organism in Eukaryota, Metazoa, Arthropoda, Insecta, Lepidoptera, Crambidae.